Euleptes europaea (tarantolino) is the source of this 1807-nucleotide messenger RNA. RefSeq names its product suppressor of cytokine signaling 6 (gene SOCS6). Gene Ontology annotation, molecular function: 1-phosphatidylinositol-3-kinase regulator activity. Gene Ontology annotation, biological process: intracellular signal transduction; phosphatidylinositol phosphate biosynthetic process; protein ubiquitination. NCBI's taxonomy places the organism in Eukaryota, Metazoa, Chordata, Lepidosauria, Squamata, Sphaerodactylidae. The record is from RefSeq and is a predicted model, not a curated record. Gene Ontology annotation, cellular component: phosphatidylinositol 3-kinase complex. The transcript has a single exon. The coding region runs from base 54 to 1661 and encodes 535 amino acids.
GAACUAUAUGUUUUAGGGGCAGAACUCCAAAAGUGUCAAGCAACCAGACUUUCAUGAUGAAGAAAAUUAGUCUGAAGACCAUUCGUAAGUCUUUUAAUUUAAAUAAAAGCAAAGAUGAUAGUGACUUUGUUGUGGUUACGCAACCAUCGCUAAGUGAUUUUGGAAAAGACGACUCCUUGUUUGGUAGCUGCUAUGGUAAAGAUUUGGCUAGCUGUGACGUCAACAGCGAAGAUGAAAAAGGUGGCAAAAACCGCUCAAAGAGUGAAAGCUUAAUGGGUACUUUGAAACGAAGACUUUCAGCAAAGCAGAAGCAGAAGGGCAAAGGCAGCACACCUUCUGUUAGCUCAGCUGAUGAUGACACAUUUUCUUCCUCCUCUGCCCCGAUAAACUUCAAAGAUGUGAGAGCUCAAAGACCUCUUCGAUCCACCUCCCUCCGUAAUCACCAUUAUAGUCCAACUCCAUGGCCCCUCCGUCCAACAAACUCAGAAGAGACAUGCAUAAAAAUGGAAGUGAAAGUAAAGGCCUUGGUUCAUUCCUCAAAUCCAAGCCCUGCACUGAAUGGUGUUCGCAAAGAUUUCCACGACUUGCAGUCAGACAGUGCGUUCCAGGAACAAAACAAUGCAUUAAAAAGUACAGAAUCUCAAAAUGGAGACUUGCAUCUUCAUAUUGAUGAACAUGUGCCUGUAGUUAUUGGACUUAUGCCUCAGGACUACAUUCAGUAUACUGUGCCUUUAGAUGAGGGAAUGUAUCCUUUGGAAGGAUCACAAAGUUACUGUUUGGAUAGUUCUUCGCCCAUGGAGGUGUCGACAGUCUCUUCUCAAAUGGGUGGGAGUGCAUUUCAUGAAGAAGAGGGGACAGUGGGUCAAGAUGUAGUAGUUGCUCCGGAUAUCUUUGUGGACCAGGCAGUGAGCGGCUUGUUGAUUGGUACCACAGGAGUCAUGCUGCAAAGUCCAAGAGUGAGUCACAGUGAUGUUCCUCCACUCUCUCCGUUGCUACCUCCAAUACAGAAUAAUCACAUCCAAAGGAACUAUAAUGGCCUAAGUGGCACAGAUGUCCAUGUGGCUGAAAGUAUGCGCUGUCAUUUGAAUUUCGACCCUAACACCGCACCUGGAGUUGGAAGAGUGUAUGAUUCUGUACAAAACAGUGGUCCCAUGGUUGUGACUAGCCUCACGGAAGAACUGAAAAAACUUGCAAGGCAAGGAUGGUACUGGGGCCCUAUUACACGAUGGGAAGCAGAAGGCAAACUGGCCAAUGUACCCGAUGGUUCGUUUCUUGUACGGGACAGCUCUGAUGACCGCUAUCUUUUAAGUCUGAGCUUUCGCUCCCAUGGUAAAACUCUUCAUACUAGAAUUGAGCAUUCAAAUGGUAGAUUUAGCUUUUACGAACAGCCAGAUGUGGAGGGACAUACUUCUAUAGUCGAUCUAAUUGAACAUUCGAUCAGGGACUCUGAAAAUGGAGCAUUUUGCUAUUCAAGGUCUCGGUUGCCUGGAUCUACGACAUACCCAGUCAGACUGACCAAUCCAGUGUCUCGGUUUAUGCAGGUGCGCUCUUUGCAGUAUCUGUGCCGCUUUGUUAUACGUCAGUAUACCAGAAUAGAUCUGAUUCAAAAACUGCCGUUGCCAAACAAAAUGAAGGAUUAUUUACAAGAAAAGCACUACUGAAGGCUAUGGGAACCUUGCAUCUUGCACUUUGGGAACAAAAUAUUAAAGGAGAGAUACUGAAAAAUCGUUUACAAACUUUAAUUGCUAUCUUUUGCUGCCAUAAUUUCAUUUUUUUGUGCAUAAAGAAGGGUAAUGCAUUUUUAUUU